Musca domestica (house fly) is the source of this 701-nucleotide messenger RNA. RefSeq lists its product as uncharacterized. The record is from RefSeq and is a predicted model, not a curated record. The coding region runs from base 138 to 626 and encodes 162 amino acids. Lineage: Eukaryota; Metazoa; Arthropoda; Insecta; Diptera; Muscidae. The transcript is spliced from 2 exons.
UCUUAAUGAAAUUGGCUACGAACUCAACAUGACCGUGGAAGAGGUUAAGAAAAAAAAUCAAGUCUCUGAGAAGUACGUACACACUGGAAAAGAAAAAGGUGGAGCAGAGCAUACUGACUGGAAGUGAUCCAGAUGAUAUGUAUAUACCUACCUUGCAUUGGUAUGGGGAGAUGACAUUCUUGGAUGACCAUAUAACGCAAAGAAAGCGAAAAUCUAGUGUUAAUGGUGAACAUACUGAUGAAACAAUAUUGUUGGAAGACUCAAACACCCAGUCAUACGAUUCAGACCAAAGCCUAACCAUACAGUCGGUUCGUGAAAGACAAUACAAUGUUGAAGUCAAUACAGAACAAGUUGACGAAGCAAAUAGAGAAAUUGUAAAUACGCGUAAAAUUGACGCUUUCAGUGCAUUUGCGGAUAGCAUGGCGAUGACAUUACGCACAAUGCCGGAAAAUAUUGCUUAUAAAACAAUGGCAGAAGUACAAGAAUUAUUGUAUCAUCGAAAAUUUGGUAUAACAGCUAAUGGCGAUACAAAAUCCCAGAGUGAAAACUACAUCAUACCCAACAUUCAAUCGGAUACGAAUGAAACGGAGGUUUUAUUUGACAUAGUCAAAGAGGAAAUAGACUGAACUUUGUUGCCUAGGUAUAGGAUUUUAUUUUGUUCCAUAUAUACAAAUAAUAAUUUUAAAAUGAUUUUUUUAUUA